AUGUCCUCCCCAGACUUCCUCGAUGAACUAGAAGCAAUCGAAGCAAUCUACCCCGAUUGCCUCACCAGACUCACCCUGGCAAUCAUGGAACUCAUCAUUCCUUCCCAUCCAUGGUGUAAAAUACGAUUAUCAUUCAGCGAUUCUUAUCCUGAAUCAUCCGCUCCCAAUAUCUUACUCGUGAAAUCUACCAGAAAAGUCGAUCGCAACAAUGAGAAACCCUUAGAAACACUUGUGCAAUCAACGCUUGAUGAAAUAUUUGUCGAGGGUCUAGUAUGUCUUUUUGAUCUCUUUACCUUCUUAGAUGAAAAAUUGACAAUGUUCGAAGAACAAUCACCAGAAAUGGAAGUUGAGAAUGAAGAAACGCCCGAUCUUGAUGAUUAUGAUGACGAGAUCUCUAGUGUGUGGGCCCAAUCCGUUCCAGUGACUGAUAGAGGUUCAACGUUUAUCGGAUUUGCCUGUACCGUGCACAGUGAUGACCAAGUAAAUGAAUAUUUGGCCCAACUUAGAUCGAAUAGAAAAAUCGCCAGGUCUCGCCAUUCUAUGUGUGCUUGGAGAAUUAAAAAUCAGGAUGGAACUAUCAUUCAAGACUCUGACGAUGAUGGUGAAACCGCAGCAGGAGGAAGAAUGUUACAUCUCAUGACAUUGAUGGACGUUUGGAAUUGUCUUGUGGUUGAUGUUCGAUGGUUUGGAGGAGUUCAUAUCGGUCCAGAUAGAUUCAAACACAUCAAUUCCACUUCAAGGGAGGCGAUAAUAAAUGGAGGAUUUGCCCCCCUCGAUAAACCAAAGAAAAAAUAA
Saccharomycopsis crataegensis is the source of this 795-nucleotide messenger RNA. RefSeq names its product Yih1p (gene YIH1). The record is from RefSeq and is a predicted model, not a curated record. Gene Ontology annotation, molecular function: protein binding. Bases 1 to 795 code for a protein of 264 amino acids. NCBI's taxonomy places the organism in Eukaryota, Fungi, Ascomycota, Saccharomycetes, Ascoideales, Saccharomycopsidaceae. The transcript has a single exon. Gene Ontology annotation, biological process: regulation of translational initiation; GCN2-mediated signaling. Gene Ontology annotation, cellular component: cytoplasm.